AACUCUAGAUGAAUCCAGUAGUAAGACAUUCACGUCCCAAAAGCUUCAGUAGCUCUAGCUAGCUCUUCCUCUUCGUUGGAAGAAAGAAGAAUGAUUCAGAAUCUCGGAACUUCACAGAUGCUUAUUCCCAUGACUCUCUGCCUCGGCCUUCUCGGGGCUCUGAUAAUCUUCCUCCACAAAACGUUGCUGAAGCCACUCCUGCUGCAGCGCCGGCUUAAUUCCCUUGGAGCCAGAGGACCUUCCUACAAGUUCUUCUUCGGGAACACUGUGGAGAUGAAGAAGCUGAUUCAGGCGUCAAUGGCGAAACCCAUGACAGGGCUCUCUCACGACAUCUAUUCCAGGUUGCAGCCUCACCUCUCUGCUUGGACCAAGGCUUACGGGAGGAAUUUCACGUUCUGGUUCGGCCCUAUGCCGUUCUUGGUCCUGUCGGAGCCGGAGCUGGUGAAGGAAGCGGCGGCUGAUCGGGAGAAAGCUUUCCGGAAAAUCGAGCUCAAAGGACCCAUAAAGAGGAUGCUUGGAGAUGGGCUGGUGACAUCUGAGGGCGAGAAGUGGGUCAAGAUGAGGAAGUUGGCCAACCACUCUUUCUUUGGCGAGAGCUUGAAGAACAUGACUCCGGCCAUGAUUGCUAGCACAGAAAUGAUGCUUGAGAGGUGGAAGGAUCACGUCGGCAAGGUGAUUGAGGUGUACGAAGAAUUCAAGUUCUUAACUUCCGAGGUCAUUUCCAGGACUGCUUUUGGGAGUAAUUUCGCUGAAGGGAAGCGCAUUUUCGAGUUGUUGAACAAGAUGGGUGAGCUCGCUGUAUCCAGUCACUUGAAAAUUAGGAUUCCUGGAAUCAGCAAGAUAUACAAAAGCAGAGAGGAUGCUGAAGCGGACAAGCUCGAACAAGGCAUACGAACCGUGAUAUUAAGAAUGCUGAGAAAGAGAGAAGAAAUGGUGGUGAAUGGAGAAGCAGAAAACUUUGGAAGCGAUUUCUUUGGAUUGCUUCUGAGUGCUUUACAUGAAAGCGAUGAAUCCAAGCGGAUAUCGGAGGAUGACCUCAUAGAUGAGUGCAAGACAGUGUAUCUUGCUGGACAAGAAACAACUAAUACUCUGCUGUCAUGGGUUAUGCUGCUUCUAUCGAUCAAUACAGAUUGGCAGGAGAAGGCGAGAACGGAAGUUCUGACUCAUUUGGGCGACCGAGCACCUGAUGCAGAUGGGAUUUUGAAGCUCAAGACUUUGGGCAUGAUAAUCAACGAGACCCUGAGAUUAUAUCCUCCUGCAAUUGGGAUGGCUCGUAAAGUUGUCAAGGAAGUUCAACUCGGGAAGCACACUCUCCCAAAGAACACCCACUUCACCAUCGACACUCUAGCUCUUCAUCAAGACCCUAAAACUUGGGGGGAAGAUGCCCUUCAGUUCAAUCCAGGGAGGUUCUCUGAAGGAGUUGCUGGAGCAACGAAGAGCAAUGCAUCUGCAUUUAUCCCGUUUGGGAUAGGACAUCGAGUUUGCGCAGGGGCUAACUUCGCAGCAAACGAAGCGAAGAUCGCACUUGCCAUGAUCCUUCAGCGCUAUACGUUCACGCUCUCCCCUGCUUAUGUGCACUCUCCACGUCAAUCCAUAACAAUCCGCCCGGAGCACGGAGUUCAGGUCAUCCUCCAUGCUCUGUAGUAGUGGUGCAUUGGUAUGGUAGGUGUUGAUUGUGGGAUGUGUUACUGCGUGGAUGUGGGGAUUGGAAACAAGGCAGGAGAAUGUAUAUUUGACUAGAAUAAACGAUUAAUACCUGGUCAUAGGUUUAUGGUGUGAUGCUUCUAUAAGCAUGUUUUAUAUGUACUGUUGUUUGGUAAAGAAGCAUGCGAUCCGCUAUGAUUGAAGAGGCGCUGUUGUUUUACAGAUUUGCUUUCUGGAAAGAGAUAAGGGGAUUGAUUCCCUUGUGCAGUCGUGCACCUAUGUUUAUGCAUAGUAAAUUUCCAUUUGAUUUUACAUCAAGUGUUUAGUUUCAUCCGAAUGUACCAGAUUCAUCUUUGAAGUUGUUUUAAUCUUUAGCAAGUUAAUCAUUUUCUCCGAUAAAUA
Messenger RNA from Linum tenue, 2046 nucleotides. The record is from the annotation of a GenBank genome assembly. Lineage: Eukaryota; Viridiplantae; Streptophyta; Magnoliopsida; Malpighiales; Linaceae.